AUGGCGGGAGUGAGCUGCUCUCUGAGAGUACGGAUUCCUCUACUCCCACACCCCACGGUAACACUCCGGAAUUCCAUCCUCACUUUCAAUCUCCUACCUUUCACCAUCAUUUCUGACCGUUCCUCUUUGAGAGUCCAUCGGAUACAGUGCGGGGCAAAACCACCGGAUAACAGUCCCAGCAGAGAAACUCCGUCGAUACUGAAACUCGCAGUGACCGGAGCCACCGAGUUCCUAAGGCUUUUAUCUCCCAGAUCGGACAAAGCAGUUGAGAAACAAAGGGAUGAUGAGUUUUCGGUUUCGGGGAUUGAUGAUGUUGUGAUGAUACUGGAAGCUGAUUACAGGAAUGCGUAUUUUGUGACAGGGGUUUUCACGUCGGUGAUUAGUAUUUUCGAGGAUCCAACUAUUAGAUUUCAAGGUACGGAAUUGUAUGCUCGCAACUUGAAAUUGCUUGUUCCAUUCUUUGACUCGCCAUCGAUUGGAUUGGAGAAGAUCGAGAAGGGUAUUGAUUCUGAAGCCAACUUUGUGCUAGCAACAUGGAAAUUAAGGACCUAUCUGAAGCUCCCAUGGAGGCCUUUAAUUUCUAUUGAUGGAAGUACAGUCUACGACUUGGACGAUAAGUUUAAAAUUGUUAGGCACGCUGAGAGGUGGAAUGUUUCCGCAAUUGAGGCAGUUGGCCAGAUAUUCAGACCUUCUGGAAUAUCCGAUGACUGAACAUGCUCAGGUAGAAUCAGAACAAAAUUAUUCAAGCACAGCCAUUACUUUCUUCAUUCUCAAUGGGCCAUGCACCGAUAUUAUGAAAACCUACAUCUUGGAAAAUUGUAUCAGUCCGCUACUUCGGUUAGUGCUGUUUUCUACCAACUUUUAAGAGGGUGCAUAUUGUUUCUGGUUCUUCGUUUACUUGUUUUCAGCUACCAUUUUGUUUUUAUGUAAGGGGUUUCAGGUAUAUAAGCUCAUAGCUGCAUAUAUGUUUGGCCUCUCUAUAUCUGUAUCUGUAAAUUAGGUUAGCAACUUGUGUUUGAUUUAAGACCUUCCCCAUCGUUGAUUUGUACUGUCUAUUAGGUAAGCAUAAUUGUUAGGUCAAUCUCUGUACUUGUAUAUUUGGUAUCGUCAAUCAGGCCAGACAAUGUGGAUUUUGGAAACCCGGAAAACAGUUUGUCAAACCU
Messenger RNA from Argentina anserina (silverweed cinquefoil), 1163 nucleotides. RefSeq lists its product as uncharacterized. The record is from RefSeq and is a predicted model, not a curated record. Lineage: Eukaryota; Viridiplantae; Streptophyta; Magnoliopsida; Rosales; Rosaceae.